AAACUAGGGCGACGUCAAACGUCAAAUAAUUCCAAUUCCAAGUGAUUGAAGAUUCCAAUAAAUAUAAAUUUUCAGUGUAUUGUUUCAUAUAUUAACUUCGUUUACUUUCAUUAACCAAAAAGGUUUCUAUUUGAGAGAAGAUUUCAGUGUGCAGUAAAGUUCUCUAUUUUUGAAUAAGUUUCUGGGAUUGUUAAAUAUAUAAUUAGGACGUGAAAAAAAAUCAUAACAUUUUUAAAUUUAAGUAAAUCGAGGAUGUCUAAUAUAUCAGUUGGGACAAUUCUUUGGGAUGCGCAACGGAUGUCUAAUCGUGUAAAGGAUUUGGAUGCGUUAGGAAGUGCCUUAUUAGUUGAAGCAGAGGGUAAUAAUAGACUUGUUGACAAUUUGCGUCAUUAUCAAGGAGAUAUCGAAUCACUAAAUCGUAUAUCAAACAACAAGUCGAACGCAGAUAUGGUAAAUCGAAUACAUCAACAGAAUGCAAACAGUUCUGAAAUACUUAAAGAAAAUCGUGAACUAAAGGUUUGCAUUGAAGAUUAUGAACGCGCAAUGGAAUUAAUAAUGCAAAAAUAUCGUGAACAUACCGCAAAUAAAGUAUUAGAAAACAAAAUUAAUUUUAAAGAAGUAUAUAACGAACGUUUAUGGAGUAUAAUUUAUGAGCAAAGAGAAAAAAUUAACGAAAUGGCUGCUGUUAUGCAUCGCGCAGCUUAUUCAGAUGACGAAUCUGUUAAUAAUGAUUUACAAAUAAUGUCUCGAUUACGUUUAGAGAACCAAACGUUGCGUGAACUUUUGCAAAUUUCAACGCAAUAUGGAACUGCUAGUAAUCCAAUACGCUUCAACGAACAUUUACUUCAGGAAAAAGGUGUGCAAACAGAAUCUGUGGACGGUGGUGAUUCCGCGGAUGAGUUAUCCUUAUCGACAGCGUCUGCUGAAAACACAAAUAAUAAUUCUGUUAUUCAAGUCAGCAUAAACACACCUAACAAUAUUAAUCCUGUUUUAACUGCCAACGUUGCUAUACAUGCCACAGUUACAGAUAACGCCCAGCAACAAUUAGCUGAUUCAGCAGAGAACAAUAAUGGACCACCAUUUAAAAAUAAUAGAGUUACUUCAGCUGCACCUGCCCAAAUUAAUGAUAGCAUUAGAACAAUAACACCAGAUACUCCGUCCGAUAUCUUAGUACCAACUGCAGUUAAUACGACGAACGUGCUUUCCACUUGUGCUGAUACAGUUAAAACAACAGCUAAAGCGAGCGCAACAUGAUAGAAAAUAAAAUUGUUUAUUUUGAGGAAAACGGUUAUAUACUUUAUUUCUUUUCUGAAUAUAUCUAAUAACAGAAUGAGAAUUUAUUUAAAUAAAAUAAUGCAUUUAACGAAAAAGUAUCACAAAAUGUAAAAAUAAUAUGACUAUAAUUCACUCACCACUAAAACAUGAAAGCUAAUGGAAUUCGCCGUUAUGCAAAUUACUUCAAUUUGGCAUAUAAGAUAAAUAUGUAUAUCUAAUCUUUUCACACAUAACAAAUUAUUUAAUAGACAUAUCUUUUUAAUUGCAUCCGAACAUAAUUAAGUUAACACAAAAUUUACGUAUAAAGUUAAUUGCAAAAAUUUAUUUUAUUUUUAAGUAGAGGAACAAAAUGAUGUAGUGUUAUAUGAAUACAAAUCAAUUUUAUUUAAUUUCUUUAAAUUUAUCAAAUUAAAAUCUAAUAAAUAAUAACAAUAAUAAAAUUUAUA
Teleopsis dalmanni is the source of this 1721-nucleotide messenger RNA. It is a transcript of the gene Fgop2, whose product is annotated as FGFR1 oncogene partner 2 homolog. The record is from RefSeq and is a predicted model, not a curated record. The transcript has a single exon. Bases 253 to 1254 code for a protein of 333 amino acids. NCBI's taxonomy places the organism in Eukaryota, Metazoa, Arthropoda, Insecta, Diptera, Diopsidae.